This is a messenger RNA of Mytilus californianus (California mussel), 2423 nucleotides long. RefSeq lists its product as uncharacterized. Lineage: Eukaryota; Metazoa; Mollusca; Bivalvia; Mytilida; Mytilidae. Bases 28 to 1671 code for a protein of 547 amino acids. The record is from RefSeq and is a predicted model, not a curated record. The transcript has 7 exons.
UCAAAUUCUGAAUUUGAAAUAAAAAAAAUGGAGUUCACAGUUAUAUUAAUUUUAAUAUUUGGAAUUGGAAAUUCUUUACAACUUGAUGGUACAUUUUGCAAAAAUGCCACUACAGGAAGCACAAAAUGCUGCUACAACCACGAAGAGGUAAAUGGCGUGUGUAAACAAUGCAGAAAUGGAACGAGUGCUGAAGCUGGGGGUCAAUGUAAACCAUGUAAAGAGAAUAUGUUUGGUUACAAGUGCAUAGCAACCUGUAAUUGUGAUCAUCUCCACAGUUGCGAUGCUGUGGUUGGAUGCAUUACAAAUACAUCUUUUUUAACAGAAAAUACUACUGAUGCAGGUAUUUCUUCAGAAGGAAGUACUUCAGCAGUCAUAUUGUCUACUGGUGUUCAUGUCACUACACAAGAGAGAGCUGUUAUACACAGUAAAAUUACUACGACGAGAAAAAUUGAAACUGACAAACUUAUUACCGAUGUUCCUAAUAAUGUCUUCACUACUAAGGAGCCAAAUUCUAUUAGCAGUGGAGGAAGUUCCAACAUGGAAUGGUUGAUUUAUACGCUAUGUAUUGUUGGUGUUGUUAUUGUGACGGGUUUGAGUCAUUUAUUUCGUUCAUACAGAAAACGAAAACAUUCUAAAGAAAUGCUAGUAAAUGGAGAUCUUGUUUUGGAACAAGUAAUAGAAUCUCCGUAUAGUGGCUUCUAUGAUGAAAUUGACGAGAACAUGUUAGCAGAUGAUAAGACUUAUUUUGUUCCACAAGAUAAUCACUCUGCCACAAAAAGCACUGGACAUGAUGACACAGGUUACCUUGAUGCGUGUUUUGCAACUGAAGAAGACGAACAGCAAAAGUUGAAAGACAAAUUAUCACAAAAGGGAAGCAACUCAACGUCUUCUUCCAACUCACACGUUGCCGCUCAAAACGAUACAGAAUAUCUCCAUCCUUACCAUACACUUCAGGAUAAUUGGAAAGAAGAUUCGCAUGGGUAUGAAGCAGCUGUGACUGUUCAUCAUCGUACCGAAAGUUCUUCAGGAUCUGAUGAAGAAUCUACAAACCCUAAAUAUUCUCAUGUGUAUCAACCACUACAAAAAGACAGGGAUAUGAAAGGCCAAGCGUAUGAAAAACCACAGACGCCAAAAUUAAAAACAGUAAAUGAUGCAAAAGCGUGGGAGGCUACGCCAUCAUCAGCAUUAUCACAUAAGGGAAGCAGUCCAGCUUCUUCUUCCAGCUCAGACGUUGCAGACGAUACAGAAUAUCUCAAUCCAAACCAUACACUUCAGGACAAUUGGGAAACAAAUUCCCAUGAGUAUAAAGUAGCCAUGACUGUUAAUCCGGGUACCGAAACGUCUUCCGGGUCUGAUGAAGAAACUACUUAUCAUAAAUAUUCUCAUGUGUAUCAACCGCUACAAAAAGACAGGGACAUGAAAGGCCAUGCGUAUGAAAAACCACAGACGACAAAAUUAAAAAAUGUAAAUGAUGCAAAAGUGCGAGAGGCUACUCAAUCUCGGCAUGGGACCAGUAGUUUACAGGAUAACGUCAACAAUAAUGUUGACUCUGACAAAACAAUGAACAGUUGUGACGAGAUGGAGGCAAUAAACCACAAACAAGAUUAUAAAAAACCGUCUAAUCAAAUCAAAUCGAAGACAAAUGAAAAGGAAAUAUUCCGUGAUGAGUAAACAGAAAACUCGUUGGUUGAAUGUUUAAACAACAACGUGUGUCCUCAAGAAAAUAAUAAUAGUAAUCUAAAUGAUGAUGCAAAAUCAUGCAUUUGAUAACUAGUAGAUUUUCAAAUUACCGAUUUAUUUUGGCAAAAUGCAAAAUAUUGAAGAAAUUAAAUUCAAAUUCUAUGAAAUGAAAACAUUUUGAUGUAGGUUAAUUGGUGAUCAUUUUAUUCCGUAGAAGAGAGGCGAAAGAUAGCAUAGGGAUAUUCAAAGUUGAAACUCAUAAGUAGAAAAUAAACUGACAACGCCAUGGCUAGAAAAGAAAACCGACCAAAACACAAACAACAGUCUACAAAACAUAACAUAGAAAACUAAAGACAGAGCAACAGGAACCCCACGAAACCUGGGGGUGAUCUCAGGUGCUCCGGAAGUAAAAGCAGAUCCUGCUACCAAAAAACUUGAUUUUUAAGAAAUUUGGUAAUUUGAAAUUGACUAUUUGUGUCAACAUUUUAAGACAUUCAUAGAAUAUUAAUCUAAUUAAAUGUAAAGUAACAACGAGUUUAUUUUGAUGUAAGUAUUCCAAACGCCAUGAAUGGUCAGACGAGUUCCUAUUCAUGAGUGCUUUAAUUACAAAUGUGCAAUAUUAUAGUAAUAUACACGUACUUUCUAGUAUACCCACUCAGCAGUCUGUUCGCCUCCCUGUUCGUCCGUUCGUUGGCCUGUCCGUUUGUCCAGAUGUCAAUCAAAUAUUUCCGUCACACUUUAGA